Messenger RNA from Cyprinodon variegatus (sheepshead minnow), 3465 nucleotides. RefSeq names its product F-BAR and double SH3 domains protein 2-like. The record is from RefSeq and is a predicted model, not a curated record. Lineage: Eukaryota; Metazoa; Chordata; Actinopteri; Cyprinodontiformes; Cyprinodontidae. The transcript has 16 exons. Gene Ontology annotation, cellular component: recycling endosome; neuromuscular junction. Gene Ontology annotation, biological process: regulation of actin filament polymerization; neuromuscular synaptic transmission. The coding region runs from base 5 to 2035 and encodes 676 amino acids. Gene Ontology annotation, molecular function: protein binding.
GAACAUGUUCUGUGUAUGGAGGACUUAUUUGGAGGGUACCGUCCAGGCCACCCAGUUCAGACUGGGCGCCUGCGAGAACUAUAAAGUUCAGGUUGCAGAUCCAGCCAAGAUGGCACGACUACAGAAGGAGCAGCAGCUCAGGAAGUGCAUUGAGCAGCUGACUGCGAUCCAGGCGGAGCUGCAGGACUCGGUGAAGGAGCUGACCAAGAGCAGGAAGAAGUAUCAGGAGGCUGAGACCAUGGCGCAGGCUGUCCGAGAAAAGACUGAACUCGAGACUAAGUCGAAGCUAAGUCUCUUCCAGUCGCGCUCCAGUCUCCAGAGAGCCAGUGUAAAGCUCAAAGCAAAAAGAAGUGAAUGCAACUCCAAAGCAACCCACGCCAGAAACGACUACCUUCUCACACUCGCAGCCUCCAACGCUCACCUGCAGCGGUACUACAGCACAGACCUCAUGAACUGCAUCAAGGUGUUAGACGGCCGAAUCUACGAGCAGGUUAAAGAUUACCUGGUGUCACUUUGUCAGACAGAGCUGGAAACGUACCAGGCUGUGCACAGCUCCUUCAGCCAGCUGCUGAACAGCUCCAACGGGAUCCUCCAGGACUUUCACCAGCAGAUGUUUGUGCAGAAGGUUCCUGUGUUUCAACAAGCUUUAGAUUUCCUGUAUCAACCUAUCGACUCAGACACGGUGAUGCAUCUGCAGAGAGAGAGCGGAACGGCCGAGGAACACAGUUUGGACAAGGAGGCGAGGAAGUGGGCGAGCCGCGUAGCACGAGAAUACAAAAGCAUCAUCCAUACACAGAGGGCCUUGGAGGAGUACGGGAACCAGGAGGCGUCUGAGCAGAGCAGCAGCGAGGUGGACGCCAAGAUGGAGGUGGCCAGGCAGAGUCUUCGGAGGGCAGAGACUGUGAAAGCAAAGGCCGAGGCCCGGCUGGACCUGCUGCGGCAGGCGGGAGUCGCCGUGGAAACGUGGCUGAAGAGUGCAAUGAACCAGGUUAUGGAGGAGCUGGAGAACGAACGCUGGAACAACCUCAGCUCCCAUGAUCCUUCACUCUCUGGAACGGCUGAUCUGGAGCGGGAGGAUGAGGAGAUGGAGGACAGCAGUGAGGUGUUGGAUGACAGCAGCUCCAGUCCUUCAAGCACCCUGAAAAACUAUCCGCUGACCUGCAAAGUGCUUUACUCCUACAAGGCGUCUCAGCCUGAUGAGCUGACCAUAGAGGAGCAGGAGAUCCUGGAGGUCAUCGAUGAUGGUGACAUGGAGGACUGGGUCAAGGCCAGGAACCGCAGUGGACAGGUUGGUUACGUCCCGGAGAAAUACCUGCAGCUUCCGUCCUCCAACAGCCUGCUGAGCAUGCUGCAGUCUCUGGCCUCGCUGGACGCCCGCUCCCAUUCCUCCAGCAACUCCACCGAACCUGAGACCGAGCUCUCAGCCAGCUCUGUCAACGGAGACUCUGGAGUGUCAUUUGCCAAGGCUCUGUACGACUACGCAGGACAGACGGACGAAGAGCUUUCGUUUCCUGAAGGCGCGAUCAUCCGUAUCCUGAGCAGAGAGACUCACGAGGAUGAUGGUUUCUGGGAGGGAGAGUUUAACGGCGUCGUCGGAGUGUUUCCUGCCGUUCUGGUGGAAGAUCUCACCGGCGUUAACGAAAACGGAGACGGACAGAAAGAAGGCAGCACACAAGCUUCUCCCUCCACCGCGCCUCUUUGCGAUCGCUCCCCCUGCAGUCCCUUUCAGUUGGCGCCGCUCCACAGCAGCCCGCUUCAGACGCCCACCACACCCUCCUCUGGAUCCGCUCCCUGCAGCGCCGCGACCUCUCCGGUCGGCCGGCCGCCCUCCUACCACAACGGACACCACCGGCCUCCUCCGGCGCCUCACAAGAGCCCGUAUCACAGUCCAGUUCAAGGAUCCUCUCAGCCUCCUAAAUAUCCAGAGGGCGGAGCUGGCAGCAUCAGACCUGUCCGUGCGGCUCCUCCUCCCCCAAAGCAGCAUCCUAGAGGCCAGGUGAAGCGUCGCGAGGAGGUGGAGAUCACGCUGGUGUGAAACCGGCCCAACAAGCACCCCCAAAGGAAACCCAGAGGACACUUAAAGGCCCCCUGAGGAGGCCUGGAGGAAGGAGAGGCCCCUGCGCUCAAAACCUCAUAGGAACGCGGUGCUUCAGAGGAUUAAUGUGCCUUUAUCGUCUGUUUUCCCCCGUUUGAUUUACAUCGUCCAAGAAAAUAGAGCUGAGUGCAGCCUCAGCUGUCUGAUCUGGAUCUUAAACAUCUAUGUUUCCCAAAAGAUUUCUUUCUCUUUGUGAAAAUGGGUAAAGCUGACAUAAAAAGGGAACACAUCAUCAGGGGUUCGGCGCCGUCGUUUGCACUUUAGAUAUUUUUAAAUCAAGCUGACUUCCAUGGAUGAUUAGCUCACCGUAAACACAGAAACGCAUCUAAAGCGGUCGGUUGGGAUGCUGCGUCUUCUCACUACGUAUUUUACUUCUAGAAAUAAUCUCCUGUUCUCAGAUCAGCCUGAUCUGAUCCAGAUUAGGAUGAGCUCUAUCAGAACGCUAACGUCCACCUAAACAGUUAAUUAAUGACAUUUAAACUUUAGAUUUAACCUCAAAAUUGUCUUUCAAGGUCAUAACUUUAUUUUAAACAUUUAAUCUCUUUGAUUUUUUUUAAUUACUUUUAAAAAUUACAUCCAUUCUUAGCAGAACUGCUCUUGAUUUGACUUAAAAACUCAGAAACAGGUUUUCCUCUUCUCACCAAGAAACUCAAGAUUAACUCGAUUAACUAAAAUUAAUUCACUGUUUGAUCACUUCUUGCCUUUAUAUUUAUUUGGUCUAAAAAAUAAACUAGGAAAUGAGUUGUUUUAUUGAUGUUUAGAGGUGCAUCAAUCAGGUUUUUUUAUGCCGAUUGCUUUAAUUUAACCGUUCUGAAGGGAUUUUUCAGCAGCUCUAAAUCUUUGCUCAGAGCAAUGGUUUUGAUCAUUGAUCAGUGACUGAGCCGCCGAGGUUUCAGCUCCCCGUUACGCCACAGAUCACCAGCAGUCAGCUCUCACGAUCAAAACUAAAAGCCUGUUGUCUCCACGCCUGAUCCCGACUCCAGCCUGGGCGAGGCCGGUCCUCUCCGCCUUCAAAACGCGUAGCUGAAAGCAGUUACACCAACAAGGGAAAAGUGGCAAUUCUGUUUGUUUUCUCAGUAGAAAUGAUUCAAAUGACCUUGUUUGUUUGUUUUUUUAAACCAUUAUCACUUUAGUUUGGAUCUAAGGAAACCAGUAGUGUAAACACACAGUGUAACGUUGUUGUUGUUUGUGUCUUAAUGUGCAGAUUCAUGUUUUUAUAUCAUUCAGGGUUCCUGCUCAGUCUAACAACACUCAGUGUUUCUCAUCUGGAAAUGGAUGGAAAUAAUCUCAGUAUUUCCAGACUUCUAUCCCUAAAUGUCGUCCCUCUAUCAGUGUGUCCUCCCAUUCCCACCUAUAUCCUUCAUUUCUCU